AUGAAGGUUAUCUUCUUUUGCUACACUUUGGCGGCUUUCCUUAUUCUGGCUUCGUCUCAGAAGUUCGACCUCUGCGAUAAAACUGAUGAUCAAAUAAGCUGGGUCUGUGCCUGCAUCCGUUCUCAUGCAACUGAAGGCUUGCAGAGGGGCUUGAAGAGCCUUUGGGACUUGACAAAGUGCACCACGGAUGUUUGCAUGGCGCGCACUUUCUGCAAGUAUCCGGAAUUUCCCGCGGAGCUCUAUCCCUUCCUGACGCACGAGCAGUACGUCGAGCUCGAAAAGCUGCUGGGAGAGUGUCUGGACAGUCUGCCCAGAAGUCAUCGUUCCAUCGACAUGUCCGGCACCUUGCAGUGGAUCAUGAGCUAUCUCUACUGA
Messenger RNA from Ixodes scapularis (black-legged tick), 375 nucleotides. Its product is annotated as antimicrobial peptide microplusin-like. The transcript is spliced from 5 exons. The coding region runs from base 1 to 375 and encodes 124 amino acids. The record is from RefSeq and is a predicted model, not a curated record. NCBI's taxonomy places the organism in Eukaryota, Metazoa, Arthropoda, Arachnida, Ixodida, Ixodidae.